CGGGCUCCUGAAGAUUCCCAUCGCUCCGGAGUCCGCGCGAUGGUGGUUGGACGACGUGACGAGCUCGUCGGUGCCUCCUGUCGAGUUCAAAUUUCAAACGUGGUGACGCGCUUCGUCACUAGCGCCGAACUGUGGCCGUGCAGGCGUGCGCAUGCGCGCGCUCGAGAGACGCGCGAAACUGUACGUUGGCCGCCGCUGCUGCCGCUGCCGCUCGCUCGCCGCUGUUGUUUGGAACUUUUAUUUGGUUUUCUGCGCGUAAAAUAUGGGGUUUUUGGCACGUAUGCCGGUCGCGUGGGCCGUUUCGAUCUCGCUCACUUUCUCCCGAAUUCGGAGUGUACAUUGUUGUCCUCUGGAAAAGGCGAUUGCUCCCGGUUAAUGCGGGCGGUUGGAUCGACCUGCACUCGUAAGAUGGCCAAACAUAGCAACGCUACGAAAUAUUCGCAGGUUACAACUUAUAUGAGACCGUUGCCGGGGAGAAAAGCCGUCUCAUCGGAGUGCUCUUGGCGCACUAGACUAUUGCGAGAUCCGCGAUGGACAGUGGAUACGCUGAGGCUCUCUUCGAGGCUGAGCAGGAUUCGACCAAGAUUUUAUACCUGCGUCUAAAAUGAUGUCGCCGACGUUGUCAUGACUACCGUAAUCGCCGUACGUG
Odontomachus brunneus is the source of this 649-nucleotide messenger RNA. RefSeq lists its product as uncharacterized. The record is from RefSeq and is a predicted model, not a curated record. The coding region runs from base 40 to 603 and encodes 187 amino acids. NCBI's taxonomy places the organism in Eukaryota, Metazoa, Arthropoda, Insecta, Hymenoptera, Formicidae. The transcript is spliced from 3 exons.